Medicago truncatula (barrel medic) is the source of this 1853-nucleotide messenger RNA. RefSeq lists its product as uncharacterized. The transcript has a single exon. Bases 35 to 1747 code for a protein of 570 amino acids. Gene Ontology annotation, molecular function: cis-regulatory region sequence-specific DNA binding; DNA-binding transcription factor activity, RNA polymerase II-specific; protein dimerization activity. The record is from RefSeq and is a predicted model, not a curated record. Gene Ontology annotation, biological process: positive regulation of transcription by RNA polymerase II. NCBI's taxonomy places the organism in Eukaryota, Viridiplantae, Streptophyta, Magnoliopsida, Fabales, Fabaceae.
AACAAGAAGAAGAAGAAAUUCCGACAUAAAAGUCAUGGUCGAGAUCAGGAAAAGGAAGAUCACAUCCAAGUUGAUUGAAAAUGCUACUCAAAGAAAGAUUCGCUACAUGAACAGAGUGGAAGGAUUGUUCACUAAAAUGGAGCAGGUGAAAACCCUAUGUGGUAUUGAAGCAUGUGCAAUUGUAUUUGGUCCAGGUGAUUCAAGACCCUCUGUGUGGCCAUCUCCUCAUGUGGCCAAAAAACUAAUACAUAAGUUUGAAUAUAUGCCAACGUCAGUACGAUCAAGAAAUAUGACUGACCAACUGACUUAUGUGGUGGAAAAAGGAAAAAAGCUUGACGCUAACCUUGCCAAGAUCAACAAAUAUAACGAAGAGACACUUUUGAGAGUUUCCGUGCAUCAAAUUUUAAACGAAGGUAAGUCUAUUUCUGAUUUCAAUGCUAGUAUGAAAAACAACUUGAUUGAUUUUUUACUUGAAAGAAUUAAGAUCGUCAGAAAGAAAACCGAUUAUUUUGAAAAGGCGAUGUUUCCUCUUAAUAAACCUCCCUCUCUGCCACCACCGAUGUCUUGCGCUAUAAACAAUGACAAUAUGACAGAUUUUAGGAUAAACAUAAAUAAAGAAGUUUUGAACCAACAACCAUUAUUAGAUUUAGCCAAGCAAGUUGAUCAAAUGGGUGAUGGUUUUAAUCCUGGUGGUGGUGGCAGUGUUGGUGAUAUGUUGGUUAAUCAAGAGAAUUUUGAAGGUUUUUAUAACAAUAUUUACAGCAACACGGAGAUACGGCCACACACAUAUUUUGGUGGUGGUGUUGAUCUGGCAUCUUCUCAAGGCAAUCUGAAAGAUUUUGAUAGUAGAAUGGAGAUAACAUCAGAUAAAUAUCUUAAUGGUAGUGUUGAUGAUAUUCUGCUCCCUAGAGGAAAUUCGGGGGGUUUUGAUGCUUCUCUAAGUAGCAGCAUGGAGAUACCGCCACAUGUAAGUCAUGGCGAUGGUGUAGAUAUCAUGCUUCCUCAAGGCAAUUUUGGAGGGUUUGAACUUAAUACAAGUGGUAACAUGUGGAUUCCACCACAUGAAAACUCUAGUGGCAAUGUUGAUGCGUUGUUUCCCCAUUUCAGUUUUAGAGGUCAAAACAACUUUGAAAGUUUUGAUAAAAAUACAGGAAGCAACAUGUGGACACCAUCACAUGAAAAUCCCAAUGUUGAUGUUGAUGCGUUGAUUUUUACACAAAAUUAUGGAGGUCAAUGCAACUUUGAAGGUUUUGAUAACAUUACAUAUCACAACAUGUGGACACCAUCACAUGAAAAUCCAAGUGACGGUGUUGAGAUGUUUAUUCCGAAUGUCGAAACAAUAGGUCAAGGAAGCUUCAAAGGUUUUGAUAACAACACAAAUACUAAAAUGGAGAUAUCACCUCAUGCAAAUCACAGUGGUGGUAUUGAUGUUGUGCUUCCUCAAUGGAAUUUCAAAGGUUCUGAUAACAAUGUAGGCACCAACGUGGAGGUAUCACUGCAUGCAAAUUCAAGCGAUGAUGUUGAUUUGUUAUCUCAUCAAGGCAUUUUUGAAGGCUUUGAUAACAAUACAAGUAGCGUCAUGUGGAUUCCACCACGCAAAAAUCAUAGAGAUGGUGAUAAUACGAGGAUUCGUUGCCAAAACAACAUUGGGGGAAAUCUUGAUGAAUAUGGCAUGGGGAGUGCCAAUCCAAACUCUGUUGACAAUAACGAUGGAAGCAACUUCAAUCAAGGACUGUCUUUUGAAUGAAUUUUUGCUACUAGCGGUGACAAACUUGAUGUUGAAGUGUCAAUAUUAUUUGCAAGAAAAAUUCACAAAAUUAGAUAUCGGUGAAUUAUCUAAGGUCUUUUCAAGA